Messenger RNA from Prunus mume (Japanese apricot), 1907 nucleotides. RefSeq names its product putative transcription factor KAN4. Gene Ontology annotation, cellular component: nucleus. NCBI's taxonomy places the organism in Eukaryota, Viridiplantae, Streptophyta, Magnoliopsida, Rosales, Rosaceae. The record is from RefSeq and is a predicted model, not a curated record. Gene Ontology annotation, molecular function: transcription cis-regulatory region binding. Gene Ontology annotation, biological process: abaxial cell fate specification; regulation of DNA-templated transcription.
AACCAUUCCCUUUCUCUGCAGAAACCUCCAUUAUAUCCCGGCACCUCCUUUUCAUUCUAUACCAUAAAAAAGAUAACAAAAUAAAACGGAGCCUCUCAUCUCUCUCUCUCUCUCUCUCCCUCUAGACUAACUCUUAGUCUCUCUGUGGAAACUGGAAAGGUCUCUGAUCCCUCUGCACUCUCUUAAAUGCACAACUUCUCCUUUUAACUAACUUUUCCUUCAACCCUUCAUCCCAAAAAAACUCUCUUACUUUUUCCCAGUACCAUACCAUUAAUCUCUCUCUCUUUCUCUCUCUCUCCGACUUGUGCUUUGAUCUUCCAUAUAUUACUACUUCUUCACCUUUAUAUCUAUAUCAAAGCCAUCCUACUACUUUAAAAAAGCCUAUCUCCGGCUACCUACUUCUAAUUUAUAUAUAUAUAUAUAUAUCUCUCUCUCUCUCUCUCUCUCUCUCUCUCUCUGUGUAUCACUUCCUCAACCCCAAUGCAAAUCAUAAGGCACUCAUGAGUCAUGACCAUAUUAUCAGAGUUCAGACCCUUUCAUCACCUCCCCUCACAUCUUUUUCCUUCAAAUUAUUAAUUUACACAUUUCUCCCUUUCCUUGUUUUGUUCUGAUCCCUUCCCUGCUUAUAAAAAUCUCUUCAUUUCACCUCACCUUGUGUACUAAUCUAGAGCUACUAAGGGACAUCACCCUCCUCAUGUACCUCAUGAACCCUAUAAUGAGAACUAGUACUUCACCCUUGCCCGAUCUCUCUUUACAGAUCAGCCCUCCAUCGGCCGCAGAUAAUCAAUAUCACCAAGCUGAUAUUGGAUUAUCAAGAAAAGCACUUUACAGUGCAGAUAGAAGCUCCACCACCGACUCCGGCAGCAGUGGAAGUGAUUUGAGCCAUGAAAAUGGCUUCUACCACCUUGAGAGGAGCACCGGCUAUAAUCUUUCUUCGGGUGAUGAGCCCAAGUUGAGUUUAGGGUUUGAAAUGAAAGAUCACAUGAACCUUCCUCCUGUCCAGCUGCCCAGAAACUUCAGCAACCAUCACUUCCAUCACCACCCUCAAAUCUAUGGCCGCGAGUUCAAGAGAAGCGCAAGAACGGUUGGUAAUGUGAAAAGAAGCAUCAGAGCUCCGAGAAUGAGGUGGACUACAACCCUCCAUGCCCAUUUCGUACAUGCAGUCCAGCUUCUUGGAGGCCAUGAAAGAGCAACACCAAAAUCUGUUUUAGAGUUGAUGAAUGUCAAGGAUCUAACCCUUGCUCACGUGAAGAGUCACUUGCAGAUGUAUAGAACAGUGAAGAGCACUGACAGUAAGGGAACAGGUCAUGAAGGCCAGACAGAUAUGGGCUUGAACCAGAAGCCAGGGAUCAAUGGAGGGUUAUCUUCUGACAAAGCUAAUAGAGGUUCGUGGCCUUCUUCAUCGGAGACAAAUGGCAGCUGUAACUUGAGUCCUGGAAAUGCCUUGACAUAUUCUCAUUCCCCGCAAUCAAAUGGCACCAAGGUGGAAGAAGAAGAAUCAGGCCGCCAUGUGUGUAAUGAUGGCAUUGGCACGAAGGAGAGGAGGACGACUUUGGACUGUAGCUCCUUGUCAGCUUCGGAUAUGUACCUUAACUUAGAGUUCACGCUUGGAAGACCAACUGCCGAAUGGACUGUGCUCAAUAGCCUCAACCUUCAAAUGACUUAACCCUAGCUACCUACCUACCUACCUACCUACCUACCUACCUAAGCUUCCCAAGUGUUAACUAAAUUACUAGAUCGAGUUAAUUACAUAUCUUUUCAUCUUAAUUUUUAGGCGGACGUCCAGAAAAUUACUAGAUCACUUGUGUAAUUGUUGGUUCCAUAUGUUUCUGCGAAUUUUGUUUUUUUGUUUUUAUACCAGAAAUUAAACGGGGAGGGCAAUGCAUGGUAUAAUUAUACCGUAUUUA